CGGGUAGAUCGAUUCAUCCGACUAUCUUUGCACUCACCACUCCGUCAUUACAACAUCGCAAAAGAUUCAGAAUCAAACGCAAGACAAACAGGAUGCUCGAUGUCCCUGUCUAAAAGCCAGGGAUGAAAUGCAGUUUAUCAGACCCCCCAUCAACAAUCUGAUAUUUCGCAACCUCUGAAGCUUCUAGUUGAGAGCUACUAUUCGCAGUCUUGCGAAUAGCGACCAAGGUUUGACCUCUGGCCGAAAUAUUUGGCGUGUCGAACGCAAGGACAUAAGCAUUCUGGGCGAGCUUUUCAGGGCAGAGUGCUAGCGACCUCUUUUGAUACCCUGAAUUAAUCCCUUGACGGAAUCAGGCAACAGUAUACUCCUAAUCGAUAUCCGAUACUCGCAAACAGCCCAGGCUGGUAUUUCUUCAUUGUGAACUUCCCUCACCAUGUUGUCGUACGGUCUCUGUCAUAAGGUCUCUCCAUCGCCUAUUCAAGAUGAUGGUCAAGAUCCCAUGGCCGGCCAUUUACCUUGCCAUUGUAGCCUCCGUCUACGUGAGACCUCAAUAUACGAUUUUCAACUCACCAAUGGCAACAUUCGUUGUGCUGUCUCUGGCUGUUACUUUGCUUCAGGAUCGUCUAUGCCCUCGUCCUGUACCCUAGGUUCUUCACUCCUAUAAAGCACAUUCUGUUAAAAAAAGUAUAUAGAGCCCUACACUGAUAGGAAUCAUGUCCGGACAACCUUUUAGCCUAGUGGUUUAUAUUUCAAUACAUUCCCACACCUCCGGCCUGGUCAUGGCUUAUUGGAAAUACGAGCUCAUAUCUCAUCGAAUCGCCGUUCGAAGAGAUGAUAGAAUGGACGCACAGAGUGCCCAACGACGGAUUAAUUCGUUACUAUAUCGUCGGCAACCUCGAGCGUGUAUUGUUGGAGCAGGAACGGAGAAUAGGCUUAUGUAAGCUGCCUGCCCAGAUGGGAGGUGGUUUCCAAACUGACUACCCGACAACUGAUUCUUCCUGUAUCUUAACCAAUUCAACACACACACAA
Messenger RNA from Aspergillus novofumigatus IBT 16806, 1029 nucleotides. RefSeq lists its product as uncharacterized. NCBI's taxonomy places the organism in Eukaryota, Fungi, Ascomycota, Eurotiomycetes, Eurotiales, Aspergillaceae. The record is from RefSeq and is a predicted model, not a curated record. The transcript has 2 exons. Bases 483 to 647 code for a protein of 54 amino acids.